AUGAAGGAGGAGGUGGAUAAGCUGAGCACCAUUAGAUUCAUCAAGGAUGUGGACUAUCCCACCUGGCUAGCCAAUGUGGUAAUGGUACAUAAACCAAGGAAGGGUUGGCGCAUGUGCGUGGACUACACCAAUCUCAAUCGGGCCUGCCCGAAGGAUAGUUUCCCCCUACCCCGCAUUGACCAGCUAGUUGACGCCACAGCUGGCCACACCCUCCUCAGCUUCAUAGAUGCUCACUCAGGGUACAAUCAGAUCUUCAUGCACCCUGAGGACCAAGGCCAUACAUCCUUCAUCACUGAUCGUGGCCUUUACUGCUACAAAGUCAUGUCAUUCGGCCUCAAGAAUGCCAGGGUUACGUAUCAGCGUCUGGUGAACAGCAUCUUCACUCCACUAAUUGGCAACACCAUGGAGGUUUAUGUUGGGGACUGGGUCAUGCGCAAGGUUUCCUUGGCCACCAAGAAUCCGACUGAAGGUACCUUAGGCCCUACGUGGGAAGGUCCUUAUGAGGUUACCAAAGUCUGCCGACCCGGCGCGUAUCAUCUUCGCGAUCCCAAGGGCAAAACCUUGCCACAUCUUUGA
Prunus armeniaca (apricot) is the source of this 576-nucleotide messenger RNA. The record is from the annotation of a GenBank genome assembly. NCBI's taxonomy places the organism in Eukaryota, Viridiplantae, Streptophyta, Magnoliopsida, Rosales, Rosaceae.